GUGUUAAAAUUGAAGGAAUGGAAACUGAGGGCACUGAAGAAGUUGAUGAUAUUUUUAAUGGCAAGCAUAAUUAUAUCUGUAGUUAUGUUAUUAAUGAGACAACUCAUUGGUAUUGUGAUGAUAAAAAAGAAGCAAAUGAUCAAUUAAAUAUUAUCUUUGUAAAUGAGCAUGCUGCUCAUUUUCAACAAAACAAAAUCAUUCAAAUUACCUCCCAACCAGCCACUAUACCUCCUUUAGUAAUGAUAACAAAUAAUAACAAAGACAACCUGUCAACUAACGAAUCUGAUGAUGAUAGAGAUGACAGAGACAAUAAUUUCACAGUUGCUAAUCUGCCAAUUAACAAAUGUAAGG
This is a messenger RNA of Racocetra fulgida, 351 nucleotides long. Lineage: Eukaryota; Fungi; Glomeromycota; Glomeromycetes; Diversisporales; Gigasporaceae. The record is from the annotation of a GenBank genome assembly.